Molecule: messenger RNA, 1712 nt
Organism: Solea senegalensis (Senegalese sole)
Lineage: Eukaryota; Metazoa; Chordata; Actinopteri; Pleuronectiformes; Soleidae
Product: platelet-derived growth factor receptor-like protein
Exons: 7
Coding region: 61-1221 (386 amino acids)
Source: RefSeq, a predicted model, not a curated record
UUUAGUGUGCUGAACUGCAUGAACUAACACCACACCACACCGAUAAUCCACUGAUCAAUCAUGGCUUUGGUGAAACUGUUUGGGUCAAAGAGGAAGCUGGUGCUGACCACUCUUCUCGUCUGUGCUGCAAUCUUCGAGUUAGCUCACUGUCAAAAAGACGCUCAGAGGAAGCCCAAGUUGAGUAAACCCAAACCAGAGAAGUCAACAAACAGAGGGUCCACGUCUGUGACAGCCAAACCCAAGAGCAAAGCGUCACCUGCAGCUCAACAACAGACCGUCCUCACACAGGUUCUAAACAGGAAGUUUAAGAAAGUGGGAGAAACUAUCAGCGUGCCGACAGGAGACACUCUGGAGCUGAGGUGCAGGGGCAAACCUGUGCAGUGGAGUGUCCCCUCAUACCUAGAGGAGGAGGAUGAAGGGAGGCUCAGGACUGUCCAACAUGAGCGAUACGGCGCGCUGACAUUAGUCAACACAACAGGUGCAGACACAGGAGAGUACACCUGUUACCCAAUGUACUGUGAGGACACGGACUGCCGUAAGGUGUACGACAAAGCUAUCACAGUCUUCAUCUUCUUCCCUGACCCACAAGAGCUGUUUGUCCCGUCAUCCGACUAUUACGAAGUGAUUCAACUGAGGAGCAACUGGCCGACAGUCCUCCCCUGCCAGGUGACCACACCUGAGGCCAAAGUAUCUCUGCACCGAGAGUUUCCACCCACAGAGGUGGCGGUGGAUGGGACGGAGAUCUCCUUUAAUGUGAAGAAGGGCUUCACCAUCCAUCGACCUCGGCCUUAUCACGCUGGAUCCUUGUACUGUGUAGCCAGUCUCGGCAACCUGAGGCUGAGCUCCACCAAGUACAUGCUCAUCUAUGUCAACUACCCCAUGGCUCCUCCGGCUCCAGUCAUCCAGGCCUCAGCGAGUUCAAUGGUUGUGGGAGAGAACCUGCGUGUCAGCUGCAGCGUGGUGGGAGAACAGGAUGUAGCGGUCGAGUUCACCUGGGAAUAUCCCGGACAGGAGAUUGGGAGGCCUCCAUACACACAGGAGAGCAUCGGUCCAGUGGCCGGAGGAUCAGCACGACAGCAGUCUCAGUCUGUUCUCCUCGUGGAUGAGGUGAGGGACGUGGACCAGGGAACGUACACCUGCACCGCUCAGAACCUGCAAGGAGUCAAAUCAGUAUCCACCACUGUUAAAGUGCUGCCCAAAGCAAAACCUAAGAAGCCAUGAGAACCACACACACACACACACACACACACAGAAAGAUUAAUAUUAUGCUUUGGCAGUAGUGUUCACUUGACAUUCAUGCCAGUAAAGCUUAAUAAAACAAAAUGGGAGUGAGAGAGUAAGGUGAGGUAACUCUGCAGUAUCGUCCUUCAGGUAUUUUUAUCACCCACUGUCAUCACAACAGGAGACAUAUACAGUAUGUCCCUCAUAAAGUAUGCUGGAACUUGAGCUGAAUGUAUAUGGUACAUUAAAUUUACUGCAUUUCAUUACCAAAUCAUUAUCAAGUGUUACAUAUUGUAUAUAUGCUGCAUGUUAUUUUCUAGUUAUUUGUUAUUGUAUAUUGUUUUACCAAAGACAAAAAUAAACUGAUGAUGACAAUGACCUGAUAUGUCACAGAAUGUGAUCGGCAUGGUAUGUAAUACAUUCCUUAAUAUUUUGUUGUACUGGGUACUAAUCAUGCAAUACUAAUAGUGAAUAAAUGACACGUAAUUGAA